Molecule: messenger RNA, 930 nt
Organism: Erigeron canadensis
Lineage: Eukaryota; Viridiplantae; Streptophyta; Magnoliopsida; Asterales; Asteraceae
Product: RING-H2 finger protein ATL60-like
Exons: 1
Coding region: 94-798 (234 amino acids)
Source: RefSeq, a predicted model, not a curated record
CCACAUUUUUUUUUAUCAAACUUGCCAAAACUCUUCUUUAAUUCUCCUUUCUGUGUUUUCAUAUUGAAUCAUAAAAGUAGUUCGAUAUCGAAGAUGGAUAGUACUGACCAUGUUGAUAAUUCAGGUGUGAUGGAACUAACAAAAAACAUCAUGAUAAUGUCAUUCAUAGCUUUAUUCUUCUUCAUAAUCUUUGCUUUGCUCGUCUACUACUUCUCCAACGGACGUCAACAAGCCACGAUAUACACCAACGACCCCGUCUCAGAGCAACAACGUGGCUUGGACGCUUCCUUCUUGAAAACCAUGCGUGUGAUAGUAUUCGACCCAAAAGACUUUAAAGAAGGAUUGGAAUGUGCAGUUUGUUUAUCUGAUUUGGAGGAAGGAGAGGAAGCUCGGAUAUUGCCAAAAUGUGAUCACGCGUUUCAUGUUGAAUGCAUUGACAUGUGGUUUCAUUCGCAUUCCACUUGUCCUGUUUGUAGAAACCCACUCAUAUCUGAUCAAGUGGAAAUCAUACUAGAACAAGAAGAAGAAGCAAUGAAUGCUGCUAUGGUGGAAGAUGAUGAUAAUGCAGAUAAUAAUCAUGAUCAUCAUGAUUCGGGUUCAGAACAAGCUACAUCAUCAUCAAUGCAGGCCGACAAGAAUAGAGAAAGGCCCGAUUUGGUAAUAGAUAUACCGCCAAGGCAAGAGGCUAAUGAGGAAGAUGAUGAGAAAACCCCGGGUUCGUUUUCAAGAUCAAUGAGAUCAUUGAAAAGAAUAUUGAGUAGUAAUUCAAGGUUUAAUCCUUUUAGUCCAAGACCAUAAUCGGCAACAAUGUCUUGUUGCAUAUGCAACUAGUAAAUUCAGAUUGUAAUUCUUUUGUGUAGUCUAUUCCUUAUCAUCUGCUCAAUGUUUGAUCCCAACCGGUUUUAAUAAUUAGUGGCAUAUUCUUCAUAA